Osmia bicornis bicornis is the source of this 3987-nucleotide messenger RNA. RefSeq lists its product as uncharacterized. Bases 1 to 3987 code for a protein of 1328 amino acids. NCBI's taxonomy places the organism in Eukaryota, Metazoa, Arthropoda, Insecta, Hymenoptera, Megachilidae. Gene Ontology annotation, molecular function: nucleic acid binding; aspartic-type endopeptidase activity. Gene Ontology annotation, biological process: DNA integration; proteolysis. The transcript has 3 exons. The record is from RefSeq and is a predicted model, not a curated record.
AUGAAUUCGUUGAAAAGGGAAUCGGCCGACGAGUUGCGCUCGUUCGCUGACGAGGCUCAGAGGAUCGUUCGCGCACUGCGGAAUCUGCAAAUGCCUGUUGAUCAUUGGGACAUCUGGUUUGUGCACGUUUUGGCCUCGCGGUUAGAUCCGGAAUCGAGAAAGGAUUGGGAGUCAGAAUUGAGCGCGAGAGAUCGUGAGACACCUCAGCCUUCUACCAGCGGUUUGGAAAUUAAACCUCGCGACGAAAAACCUGCAUCCACGGUGCCAGGGGUUAACGUACACACCGCGAGUUUAUCGACCAUUAAAAACCCGGUCAUUUUAGCUACCGCACAGGUUAACGUCGUAGGCCCUCAGGGAACACGCACGCGAGUUCGCGCGCUUUUAGAUCAGGGAGCUGAGGCCUCAUUUAUCUCGGAAGCAAUUGUGCAGCUACUCGCGCUUCCAAAGCAACAUGUCCAAAUUCCUUUAACGGGUCUUGGAAGCAGUGCAGCCGGCACUGCGAGAUUCUCUGUCAAGUUUGCAGUGCAGUCGUUAGUUAGCUCUGAAUUUAAAAUCGAGGCCGAGGCUUUAGUUCUUCCUCGGCUUACCUCCCAAUUACCGACUCGCCGUCUAAUAGAGAUCGACCUUGAGCAGUUUGGGGAGCUACCACUAGCCGAUCCUCAUUUUAACAUUCCUGAUUCGGUAGACCUUAUUUUGGGAGCCGAUAUGUACGGUCAACUCCUCCGACCAGGUUUGCAACAUCUGACUGGAUCCCGGUUAGUUGCACAAAACACCGUGCUUGGGUGGGUCAUUUCGGGCUCCGCGCAGUCGAGUUCUUCACGGCGGGCGGAGAGCUCCCAUCAAGAGCCUCUAAGGGCGUUACAUUGUGCUUCAGAGGAUAAUUUAAACGAGUGUUUGCAACAAUUCUGGAGGCUCGAGGAAUUACCGCCUUCUGUCCGUAUCUUGGGACCUGAAGACGAAGCUUGCGAGAAUCAAUUCGUCGCUACUCAUUCGCGAAAUGCCGGUGGGCGUUAUGUCGUACAACUUCCCUUGAAAUCAGAUCUCCCAAGGGUUUCCGCGGAGACACGACGUAUGGCCAUGGGUUCGCUCGCGCAUACUCACCGGAAAUUCACACGUGAUCCUAAAUUGGCUUCCGCGUAUCGAGAAUUCAUGCGUACCUAUGAGGCAUUAGGGCACAUGACACGCGUUCCUGCAGCCGAGAGUGUCAAUUCGCGUUCAUGGUACUUGCCUCACCAUGCGGUCGUACAGUCCACACCUGCGCAAUAUAAGGUUCGAGUCGUUUUUGACGCUUCGCGACGGACGCAUGACCAGUAUCGUCUAAAUGAUUUUCUCAUGUCUAGUCCUCCCCUCCAGCAGGAUCUUUCGUUGGUCCUUUUAAAUUGGCGUCGAUACAAGUAUGUUCUUACCGCGGACAUUGUAAAAAUGUUUCGGCAAAUUCUCGUCGUGCCUCGUGAUCAGGAUCUCCAGAGAAUUGUAUGGGCACCUAGCCCUGAAGAACCUCCCGUAGAAUAUCGGUUGACUACAGUCACCCAUGGCACCGCUUGUGCUCCAUGCUUGGCAAUACGCACGCUUGCACAAUUAGCAGUAGAUGAGAAACCUCGCUUUCCGCUGGGUUCGCGCUGUUUGGAAUCAAACGUAUACGUGGACGAUAUGUUCAUUGGAGCGGACGAACUGCCGCUUGCCAUUCGCAAACGUACGGAAUUGGUCCAGAUCUUAAGGACUGCCGGUAUUGAGUUAGACAAAUGGGCGGCAAAUCAUCCAGACAUCCUUCCAGCGCAUAAGCAUCCGAUCGCAAACGAUUUGGUUAGGGAUAUUGUGCAGGAUGAAUCUGUAAAAACGUUAGGGGUGCACUGGAAACCGACUCAGGAUGAGUUCAGUUUUAGCGUUACGAAUGCAAAUAGUUUACCUGGGGUUUUGACCAAGCGAGCCGUACUCUCAAAUAUUGCUCGACUAUAUGAUCCGUUAGGCUGGUUAUCCCCAAUUACGAUAACAGCUAAGAUUCUUAUGCAGGAUUUGUGGAUUCUUAAGUGUGAUUGGGACUCUCCCCUGCCGGCUGAGGCUCGCGAGCGGUGGAUUGAUUAUUGCCGUUCACUUUCCUCGCUUCCUACCUUAACAAUCAGCCGUUGGUUUGGAUCGCCUUCUGAGUCAGCUGGUCAAAUUCACGGGUUUUCUGACGCGUCCUCUAGAGCUUAUGCGGCGGUAAUAUAUCUUCGCACAGACGAAGGCGACGGUCACGUUCGUGUCUCACUCUUAGCCGCAAAAACAAAGGUCGCACCGGUGAAAACAGUAAGCAUUCCCAAUCUCGAGUUGUGCGGAGCUUUACUUCUAGUCAGACUUGUUUGUCAUUUGAGAAAAUUAGACUUCCUUAAAAGGCACCCAGUUUUUCUGUGGUCAGAUAGCCGAGUGGUCCUUGCGUGGUUGAGCAAGCAUCCUUGUCACUGGAAAACGUUCGUAGCGAACCGGGUCUCUUUAAUACAAACGGAACUACCUUCCGCCACAUGGGCUCACGUUCCCACUAAACAAAAUCCAGCGGACUGCGCUACCCGCGGUUUGCGUCCGUCUGAACUAUGCGAGACGAGUUUAUGGUGGUAUGGGCCCUCUUGGCUGGCCCUACAACCCGAACACUGGCCCCAGCCGUCAGAGACCACACAGGUCCUCCACGCAGAGGCGAAACCGCCGGAACCGGAUAUUCUUUUGCGAUACUCCAGCCUGACUAGGUUAAUACGUGUCGUAGCCUACUGUUUAAGACCCGUGAAACACUUGCGGAGACGUAAGGGUGGGCUGAACCCUUUGCCAACCUAUCUGACCACUUCGGAGCUCUUGGACGCUCGCUCAGCGGUUAUACGCAUAGCACAAGCGCAUGCUUUCGCGACCGAAAUAGAGAUGUUGAAGAGUGGGAAGCCUUUACCUAAAUCUAGCGCGUUGAGAAAGUUAAACCCGCUCUUAGACAAAGAAGACGGUGUUUUGCGUGUAGGAGGACGUCUUUCACGGUCGAAUUUAACUAGCGAGCGCAAACAUCCCCCGAUUUUACCGCGACGUUCUGGCCUCAGUCGUUUAUUCGUGCGAUACGCGCACAACGCCGCUCUUCACGGCGGUCCUACAUUAACGUCGAGUGUCCUAUUACGAUACGCGUGGAUUGUAGGCAGGAAUUCUUUAAUUAAAACUGCGAUUCGGAACUGUCUCACCUGCCAGCGGGUAAAACCGCGUUUAGCUCAUCAGCUGAUGGGCGACCUCCCUGCGGCGCGGGUGACUCCAGCACGUCCGUUCACCACGACUGGCCUAGAUUAUGCCGGACCUUUCCAUAUCCGCACGACAAAGGGCCGAGGACAUCGCGCCUACAAAGGAUAUAUCGCCCUUUUUGUCUGUUUCGCGACACGGGCAAUUCACUUAGAAGUAGUCAGUGACCUCACUGCAUCUACAUUCAUUGCUGCUUAUCGACGCUUUGUAAACAGAAGAGGAAUCUGUCAUCGUCUCUACAGUGACAACGCCACGACGUUUAGAGGAGCAGAUACCGAGUUGCAGGCGAUGUUCAAGGAGGCAUCAGAAUUUUACCAAACGGUCGCUUCGACGCUAGCGAAUGAUGGAACUGCUUGGAGCUUUAUACCACCUACCACCCCGCAUUACGGUGGCCUCUGGGAGGCUGGAGUCAAAUCGGUGAAACAUCAUCUGAGGCGAAUGGUCGGCGAGCACACUCUGACCUUCGAGGAAUUCUCCACUGUUUUGACAGAAAUUGAGGCGUGCCUCAACUCUCGCCCGUUGUGCCCUCUGACAUCGGAUACCGACGAUUUAAACAUCCUAACACCAGCACACUUUCUGAUAGGCACGGCGUCUGCCUUAGUCCCGGAUGCGGAACCAGAAUCGGUGCCUGAAAAUCGCUUAAACCGAUUUCAGCUGCUACAGCGAAUUCGUAACCAAUUUUGGAAACGUUGGUCCGACGAAUAUUUGCAACACCUACAGGAAAGAGAAAAUGGAAUCAACCUCUACUGA